AUGUUAAGAUUACCAAACUUUUGGGAAGACGAGUUUAAGCAACCAUUGUUGUCAAUGGAUCAAGGAUACAUCAAGGAACAAGGUAUCGAUGCUUUGGUAGAGCGUGCUGCCAAAUGGAAAGAAUACCUAAGAAUGUCUAAAGAAGAGAUUGUUAAAAUAGAAUAUGGAACUCAAGAACCUGAUCGUAUCUUUAUUCUCGACGCUGAACGUACCUUUCACAAUGAAGACAGUAAAAAGAAGUUAGUCCGUAUCCUCAAUUAUAUUAGCAAGAGUCACAGUCAUAGUCAUAAUCACACAUCGUAUACGAACGGUCAAGAGAUUGAAUACAUAUGUCAAGAAGAUGAAGAGAGGAAAGAAGAGAAGAAAGAAUUCAAAGAAGAAGAAGAAGAAGCAGAAGAAUAUUGGAGAUUAUCAACAAGUAUGUUGUUGCCAGGCUUUUGGAGAGCUGAAGCCGUCUCGUUUGGCACAGAGGCACAAACAUUCUUUAAGAUCCUCGACAAGGUGCACCCAGCCGUCACCAAACACCUCCAAGAAAAUUUGAUUGAGGCUGGCACCAUCUGCCAACGUUGGUUCCUCGGUCUCUGCGUACAUUGCUUGCCAUUCCAAGAGCUCUUCCGUUACUUUGACGAAUUCUUCAAGGGUGGACGUAACUUUUUGCUCAGUUUUGGUCUUGCCUUGUGCGGCAUCUUGGAAAAGGAGAUUUUGGCCACUAAAAAUACCGACACUAUCUUUGCUUUGCUCAGACUCGACAAGAGUGUCAUCAAAGACAAUGCUGUCUUUGGACGUAUUCUCGACGACGUUCCAUCGUACAGAGACCGUCUCAAGAACUUUGAUCUCGAUAUUCUCCGUGCCGAAUCCUACGAAAUCAUCGUCAAGCCACGUCUUGCUGCCGCCCAAAAGGCCCGUGAAGCCGUCGUCAUCAUCGAUGAUUGCCAAUGGUGUCUCGAUAACCUCCCAGAGGCAUACUGCAUUGAAUGCGCCGCCGUCGUCUGCCAAGACUGUCUUGACAUUGACCAAGACGAAAGAGGUCACAAGGAAUCACACAAAGUCAUCUCUAUGGAAGAAUAUGAAGAUCGUCUUGAUGAAUUCACAGCCGCCGCUGCUUCUGACAAAAAGGAAGAAUCCACACCAGAAGAACUUACCGAAAAGAUUUCAAAUUUAUCAAUCUAA
Molecule: messenger RNA, 1170 nt
Organism: Cavenderia fasciculata
Lineage: Eukaryota; Evosea; Eumycetozoa; Acytosteliales; Cavenderiaceae
Product: RabGAP/TBC domain-containing protein
Exons: 4
Coding region: 1-1170 (389 amino acids)
Molecular function (GO): zinc ion binding
Source: RefSeq, a predicted model, not a curated record